UGAUGGAGUCUACAUUGGCUGAUACUCGUAUUCUUAUUAAAAAAAUUGCAGGAUGGUGUGGCAUUAUACAAGGUACAGCAUGGGAAAUCAUGUCAAUCAUCAGCAUAAUUCUCUAUGUGAAAGGACCGUCCAAUUUUGAGCCUAUACCUGAGUCAUAUAUGGAGUAUAUAAAUAGGGUUAUAACAAACAUGUUUUUGAACUAUAGUGGUGAAGCUUUUCCGAAUCAAAUUCUCACCGGCAGUGUUUUCCAUGGAUUUAUGUGGACUCAUCUUUUUACUAAUAUAAUUUGGAUAAUAUUUUCCGCACUUCUUUUACGAAAAAAACAAACAAACGAAUCAAAAGUCUUCAUUCAGUGGAGUUAUGCCACUUUUCUUGUUUGUUUUUUGGAUUUCAUUACUGUUGUUAUCUUGGGUGCAGACUAUGGGAAGUGUUACAGGAAGGCUAAGGAAAUGGGCUACAUGGCUUUAUCAUAUGAAGGAAUUUGCGUCAAUGGCAUAAUUACGGUGCUCGUGAUAGCUGCAAGAGGUUUCGUACUCUGGGGAAUUAAUCUCGUGUUGGCCUUUGCUAUGUACAGAAUAGGACGACAUUUGAAAAGUUGAUAUUUGAACAUCUCAUAUUUUUUUUUAUUAAGUAAAUUUAAUUUAUAAAUAAAUAAAAAUAGAAAAUGUG
Messenger RNA from Tribolium madens (black flour beetle), 669 nucleotides. RefSeq lists its product as uncharacterized. Bases 3 to 599 code for a protein of 198 amino acids. NCBI's taxonomy places the organism in Eukaryota, Metazoa, Arthropoda, Insecta, Coleoptera, Tenebrionidae. The record is from RefSeq and is a predicted model, not a curated record. The transcript has 4 exons.